Molecule: messenger RNA, 628 nt
Organism: Porites lobata
Lineage: Eukaryota; Metazoa; Cnidaria; Anthozoa; Scleractinia; Poritidae
Source: the annotation of a GenBank genome assembly
AUGUUGUCACACUUGGCAUUUUCAUGUAACAAGGAGGGCCGGCCAUGUCCACUGUACACUGUAGGAUGCACAAAGGUUCACUCUUUAGCAGAGUCAGAUCCUGGAGAACAUGUUAAAUUGCUGCUAACUGCUCGUCUAUCAGGAGCAUACGCUGUAAGUAACUUUUUUUCUAUAGUUAAAUGUGAAGUUUAAUACUAACUCUUGAAGCAUGUUCUUUCUUCUAGAAUAUACUUACAAAUCUCAAGAAUUGCCAUACUAUAACUAUUUCUUAUUUUUAGAUGUUGUAUAGUCUUUGGGUGUGUGUAAUGUAGUUUGUUAUAUUUAUAUUUAUUUUUAUUAUUUUAUUGUUAAGAAGAGAGUUUUUGGAGUUUCCAUUCACUCCAAUUAUCUAGGUAUUUAGUCAUUCAUCUAUUUCAUUCUUUAAAGUUUAUUUUCCUUUUUUUCUAAUGCAUGUUGUGCACCUUUUUUGUCUUUUUAGGCUUCUGAUGCAGGCUUAAAUGGUAUUUCCUUUGGUGGGUCAUGGAAAAUAGAAGGCGAUGUGGUAUUGCCCAUUUGUAGCCCAUUGUUUGAAGGUCAUGCUGCUGUGGUCAGAAUGGAAAUUUUAAAAGAGAGUGGUAUUUCCUUCAAG